Molecule: messenger RNA, 2979 nt
Organism: Pezoporus occidentalis (night parrot)
Lineage: Eukaryota; Metazoa; Chordata; Aves; Psittaciformes; Psittacidae
Product: plexin-B1-like
Exons: 1
Coding region: 1-2979 (992 amino acids)
Biological process (GO): semaphorin-plexin signaling pathway involved in axon guidance; regulation of cell migration
Cellular component (GO): semaphorin receptor complex; plasma membrane
Molecular function (GO): semaphorin receptor activity
Source: RefSeq, a predicted model, not a curated record
AUGGCUGCAGGACAAAGGCUUUGGCCCGGAGUGCAGCAUCGGCUGGCUCUGAAAGAUCCAUACUGUGGCUGGUGUGUCCUUCAGGGACGGUGCACCCGUCGCUCUGAGUGCUUGCGGUCCAGGUUGAGUGAGCAGUGGCUCUGGAGCUUUAACUCUACACAGCAGUGUCUGUCUGUCCAGUCACUAACUCCAGCCAAUAUCAGCAGAGAGGAAAAGAGAAAUAUAUUCCUGGCUAUCUCGGACUUACCUUCCCUGCGUGAGGAAGAAUUUUACUCAUGUUACUUUAAAGAUUAUGAAAGCCCAGCAGUGCUGACAGAGUCAGGAAUCAUGUGUCCUUCUCCAGAUCCCAGCCAAGCACCAGCUUUGCCAACAGGAGCAGAUCAUGUCACCAUAAAGCUCGUAGUGCGUUUCCAUGACAUCUUCAUUGCUUCUGUGGACUUCUCUUUCUAUGACUGUGCUGCAGUGGCCCUGCUGUGGAAGUCGGCACCGUGCAAGAAGUGUGUGAGCAGUCUCUGGGGAUGUAACUGGUGCAUCCAGCAGCACCUCUGUACCCACAAAGCAGCCUGUGAGGAGGGAAUCAUUAUCUACAAUGAAAGGGCCCAGAUCCCAGCCUCAGGUGUGUUUCCUUCUUCAGCAGCUCCCCUCACCAAGUCUUCUACCACAGCCCCAACCACGGCCACAAAACCCAUCACUCCCCCCAUCGUGCGAGUGGUACCAAGCACUGUGCCCUCCUCAGAGCCCAACCGCAUCACGUUCUCUGCAGCCUUGGACAUGACAUCUGAGCCUACAGAAACCCUCAGCUAUACGUACUUGACUCCCUCAACUGAAGCAGCCUCUCUCCAGGCCAUCACAGAAUCCCCCCUGCCACCACCAGCAGACAAACCUGCUGUCACUGAGCCAGAGACAACUUCUCCUUCUGCAUCUGUCCUCACCAGCCCAUCCAAAAACAUGGAUCAUGCAGCCUUGCCCACUGAAGGGCCAGCCACCGCCCAGGGGCCACAGCACACCAACCCACCCACCACGCUAGUGGGUAGCCCUCCGAACACCUUUUCAGCAGCAGUAACACCUUCUCCUCAUGUCACCAGCUUGAAGUGGCCUCCGAGUUCUUUUCCUACCACAGAGGCACUGACAUCUGCCAUCCCAUCUCCCCAAACUCCCAGCCAGGUGCCGGAGGGUCCUGCUGCCUCUGAGGAUUCUCCUGGAUUGCUGGGAACUGAACUACCUGCUUCAGAGCUCCCACCAUCAGCUCCCCCAGAAUGGCUGCUGGAGGAAGGCACGGAGCUGCAGGACACGGAGGACUGGAUGGAUUUGCUGCAGGCUGAGAAUGACACAUCUUCCUUCUCUGCUUCUACCCUUCUGUCGGGUGAUGGGGAUUCUUCAGAGAGAGAUGUUCCUGACUUCCCCAGGAUCCUUCACCCUGACCUCAACUAUCAGUAUGAUGCUCCUGAGUUUUGGGAAGAGGAUGAAGAGCUUAGCUGGGGUCCAGAUGCAUGUCCCUGUGUGCAGCGAAUCCAGGGAUCUUCACUGUUUCCAGUCAACGUGGCAAGGAAGAUAACCCUGCUGGGAAAGAACUUCCACCUCUAUCAGGACCAGCAGUGGGACUAUGAGUGUGUCCUGAAUUUGGAGGGGAGGACAGUGGUGAUGGAUGCUUAUGUGGAAGGAGAAGAAACAAACAAAUCCCUCUGUUAUAUCACCUGCCAGAUGAACCAGUACAGUUACACAGCGCCUCAACUCGAAUUCAAUGCUGUGGUGUUUGUGCAGAGGCAACGACACCUUCGAGUGGACAGUGCUGCAGAUCUCCACGUGACUUUUUACAACUGCUCUGUGGGACACACUGACUGUAGCCGCUGCCAGACUGCUGACUCCAAGUACAACUGUGUGUGGUGUGGAGGUGACAACCCCAGCUGUAUCUUCAGGGGCUCCUGCAAGGAAGAUAUAGAAGACUUGUGUCCAGCACCUCUCAUUCACUCUGUGUACCCCCUGUCUGGACCAGUGGAAGGUGGCACUAGAAUCACCAUCACUGGCUCAAACCUCGGGCAGAAACAUCAAGACAUUGCAGAAACUGUCACUGUUGCAGGAAUUCCCUGUGCCGUAGAUGCUCAAGAGUAUGAGAUCUCUAGCAGUAUCGUGUGCGUCACUGGCAGGAGCUGGACAGAGAGAUCUGGGCACGUUGUGGUGGAAGUGCCUGGAGGAGGACGUGGAGUUUCUGGGCACAUUUUCACCUAUCAGAACCCAGAGCUGAAAUCCAUUGUGCCAACUCAGGGCCCCAAAGCAGGAGGAACCUGCCUUACCCUUCUGGGCUCAAAGCUGCUGACUGGGCAUCCUAGUGAAAUCAGUGUCCUGCUUGGAGACCUCCCAUGUCACAUCCUCUCUGAGAUGACAGAGGACCAGCUGGCAUGCCAGACCAGUCCCAGCAAUGUGUCUGCAGAGCUCCCAGUCACCAUCAAAUACGGGGACCAAGAGCGAAGACUGGAAGGAUCCCUCUUCAGAUACACUCUGGAUCCCAACGUCACUUUUGCAGAGCCACCUAAAAGCUUCCUCAGUGGAGGGAGAGUGCUCAGAGUUCAUGGCUACAACUUGGAUGUUGUACAGAAACCCAAGAUCCGAGUUACGGUUUCCCCAUCCGAACGGCGACGCCGAGCUCUGGGACGAUGGCGCAGAAUCAUCCCUGACACCCAGUGCCCUGAGGGCGCUCUGUGCAGUGUCCAGCAGUUUGAAGAACCAUGUCUGGUGAAUUCCUCCUACCUGAUCCUGUGCAAAACUCCAGCUAUUAACCUGCUGUUGCGGAGUGUCCAUAUCAAACUGGAAUUUAUUCUGGAUAAUCUCAGCUUUGAUUUCAACUCGCUGCAUCCCAUGCCCUUCUCGUAUGAAGUUAACCCCAUCCUAAAACCCUUGAAUGCUGAAGACCCUGCCAAACCGUAUCGGCACAAGCCAGGAAGUGUCAUCUCUGUGGAGGGGGAAAAUCUAGAUCUUGACUAG